Molecule: messenger RNA, 4197 nt
Organism: Quercus lobata
Lineage: Eukaryota; Viridiplantae; Streptophyta; Magnoliopsida; Fagales; Fagaceae
Product: putative disease resistance RPP13-like protein 1
Exons: 4
Coding region: 223-3999 (1258 amino acids)
Molecular function (GO): ADP binding
Source: RefSeq, a predicted model, not a curated record
UUUGUAAAACUGGUCGAAGACUAGCUUUGGUCAAGAAAAGUAAAACAGAUACCAUAGAUUCUGAAAGGCACGCUACAAAAAAACACAAACCCAGGCCAAGAUAACCCAACAACCACGACUACCAUCUCUGUGCAGGUCCAUAACUCUGGUAAGCUGUUCCCUGUGUAAUCGAUAACCCAGUUCUCUUUGCAAUCUAAUUUCUUCCAUUGUAAAGAAGAAAACAUGGCUGGGGCCUUGGUGGGAGGAGCAUUUCUCUCUGCUUUCCUUCAAGUUUUGUUUGAUAGAAUUGCAUCUAGCGAGGUUGCUGACUUUUUCCGGGGAAGAAUACUCAGCAAUGGACUACUAAGGAAAUUGAAGAUAGCAUUGCUGUCUGUGAAUGCAGUGCUUGAAGAUGCAGAGGAAAAGCAAGUUACAAAGUCAGCUGUGAAAGAGUGGCUUGAUGAGCUGAAAGAUGCUGUCUAUGAUGCAGAGGAUAUUUUGGAUGAAAUUGCUUCUAAAGCCUUGCAACGCAAGUUGGAUGCUGAAUUUCUAACCACAGGAUGCAAGGCACGAAGCUUCAUCUCUACUUCUCUUAAUCCUUUUGCCAAGGAGAUAGAACCAAAGAUUCAAGAGGUACUUGACAGACUAGAAUACUUAGCAAGACAAAAGGAUGUUAUCGGUCUAAGAGAAGUUGUUGGAGGAAAACCGUCAGAAAGAUUGCCUACAACUUCUUUGGUUGAAGAAUCUGAUAUUUGUGGUAGGGAUGAUGAUAAGGAGGCAAUAGUCAACUUGUUGCUCUCAGAUGAUGCAAGUGGCAGUGAGAUGUGUGUGAUUGCCAUGGUUGGCAUGGGGGGAAUUGGCAAGACCACCCUUGCUCAGCUUGUAUACAAUGACACUAGGGUGAAGGAGCAUUUUAACCUUGAAGCAUGGGUUUGUGUUUCAGAAGAAUUUGAUGUGUUUAAGGUAACAAAAACAAUUCUUGAGGCAGUAACUUUGUCAACUUGUGAUAUUAAGGAUCUAAAUCGGCUUCAAGUUACGUUGAAAGAGAAGUUAAAGGGGAAGAAGUUUCUACUUGUUUUAGAUGAUGUUUGGAAUGAGGAUUAUGUUGAUUGGGAGGUCCUAAAGAAUUCCUUUAAAUCUGGGGUUCAAGGAAGUAAGGUCAUUGUAACAACACGCAAUGCAAGUGUUGCAUCUGUCAUGCGCCCUAUUGCAACUCAUCAUCUAAAGCAGUUAACAGAUGAAGAUUGCUGGUCAUUAUUUGCAAAACAUGCAUUUGAUGAUAGCAACUCUGAGGCACAUCUGGAGCUAGAAGUAAUAGGUAGACAAAUUGUGAAAAAGUGCAAAGGCCUACCUUUAGCAGCCAAGACAAUUGGGGCUCUCUUGCGGUCUAAACUAGAUGUUGAUGAAUGGGAUAAGAUAUUGAAGAGUGAAUUGUGGGAUUUGUCAAAGGAUGGGGGCAACAUUCUCCCUGCUCUUAGAUUAAGCUACAAAUAUCUCCCCUCACCUCUAAAGCAAUGCUUUGCUUACUGUUCAAUAUUCCCAAAGGAUUAUAUUGUUAGAAAAGAUCAAUUAGUGUUAUUAUGGAUGGCAGAAGGUUUCUUGCAACAAUACAAAAACAAAACAAUGGAAGAAGUGGGUGAUGAGUACUUCCUUAACCUAGUUUCAAGAUCAUUAUUCCAACAAUCAAGUAGUGAUAAAUCACAUUUUAUAAUGCAUGAUCUUGUCAAUGACUUAGCCAAAUUUGUAUCUGGCCAAUUCAGCUUUAGAUUGGAGGGUGACUAUUCUCAUGAACUUGUGAACAAGACUCGCCAUUUGUCUUAUUUCAAAACAAGAUUUGAUAGUUCUAAAAAGUUUGAGGAUCUUUACAAGGCUAAGCGGUUACGCACCUUCCUCUCUUUGACAUUGCCACCAAGCAGUGAGACUUUUUACUUAACUAAAAAGGUAACACAUGAUUUGCUGCCAAUGCUAAGAUGCUUACGGGUGCUCUCUCUAUCUCAUUAUAGUAAUAUGACUGAUUUGCCUGAUUCAAUUGGCAAAAUUAAGCAUCUACGCUAUUUGAACCUUUCUUUCACUGCAGUUAAAAGGCUGCCUGAUUCCAUAUGUAAGUUGUGCAAUUUGCAAACACUGAAGUUAUUGGGUUGUCGAUAUCUUGCUGUGUUGCCAAAAGAUAUGUGGAGACUCAUUAAUUUACGUCAUCUUGAUAUUACCGAAACUAGCAUAAAGGAGAUGCCAAUACAAAUGGGUAGACUAAAAUGUCUCCAUACAUUGACUACUUUUAUCAUUAGCAAACAUAGUGGGUCUUGCAUCGGAGAGCUGGGGAAACUUUCAAGUCUUCGGGGAAUGCUUUCUAUUCUGGAGCUUCAAAAUGUUGCAUCUCCUACAGAUGCCUUGAAUGCAGGCUUGAAGGAUAAGAGGUACCUUGAGGAGUUGGUGUUGGAAUGGAGUGCUGAUACUAGAGUUUCAGAAAGUGAAAGAACUGUACUUGACAGUCUCCAGCCCCAUACAAACUUGAAAAGUCUGACUAUGAACUACUAUAGUGGUAAAAGUAUUUCAGAUUGGGUAGGGCAUCAUUCAUUCUCUAACAUAACACGUAUGCAUCUAAAAAAUUGUAAAUAUUGCUUUUGCUUGCCACCACUUGGGCAGCUACCCUCUCUGCAGGACCUCUCUAUUGUUGGGUUUGAUGGAGUUAUUAAAGUGGGCACUGAGUUUUAUUGCAGUGGUUCUUCUUCGAUUAACCCUUUUGGAGCCCUAAAAGUUAUAAGGUUCGAUCAAAUGUUGAAGUGGAAGGAAUGGUCUUCUUUUGCUUCUGAAAAUGAAGGCGGAGCUUUUCCUCAUCUUGAAGAACUUUAUAUUCAAAACUGCCCUGAGCUAAUGGGAGGUUUGCCCCUCCAUUUUCCUUCUUUAACCAAACUUGUGAUUAUUGAGUGCCCGCAGCUUGUGGCUUCACUCCCAAGAGCUCCUGCUCUAUGGGAUAUGCAGUUAUUACAUUGUAAUGAGGUUCUGUUAAAGGAAUUGCCAUCUAGAAUGCAGAAGCUCAAAGUUGGAGGAUUUGGUGCACUAAAGUCCCUACCCGAGGGAAUGAUGGACGGAAAAACUUGUCUUCAAGAGUUAGAAGUCUGUGACUGUUCCUCACUUAUGUCCUUUCCCAAGAGUGGUAUACCCUCUACGUUAAAAACCCUCAAGAUCACAAACUGUAGGAAGCUAGAGUUUCCAAUGAACCAGAAUUUUUCAUCCCUUGAAAGAUUCUUUUUAAUAGAUAGUUGUGAUUCUCUCAGUACCUUUCCAUUGGACUUGUUCCCAAAGCUUUAUGAUAUCAUAAUCAGGGGGUGUCGGAAUCUAGAAUCUCUUUCAAUUCCAGAGGAAUAUCUCCAUGAUUUAAUGACCUUGCAAAUUCAAAUCCAUGAUUGCCCCAAUUUUGUAUCUUUUCCAAAAGGAGGGCUACCCACCCCCAACCUAACAUGGUUUUGGGUCACCAAUUGUGGGAUUCUGAGGUCACUACCUAAAAAGAUGCAUAUAUUCCUUACAUCUCUCAAGUAUUUGCGUAUAGAAGAUUGUCCAGAAGUUGAGUCUUUUCCUGAAGGGGGUUUGCCUUCCAAUCUGAAUUUGAUUUCCAUCCUCAGUUGUGACAAACUCAUUGCCAGCUGCAAGGGGUGGGAUUUGCAACAACUCCCCUCCGUUAGAAAAUUGUCAAUCAGUGGUAAAUCUGAAGAUGUGAGGUCCUUUCCUGAGGAAGGGUUUCUGCCCAUUAAUCUUACCUUUCUUUACAUCUCUAAAUUCCCAGCUAUGGAAUCCUUAAACAAGAAGGGGCUUCAACACCUCACUUCUCUUGAACAGUUGUGGAUCCAAGAUUGCCCUAAGCUCAAGUACAUGCCGGAUGAGGGGUUUCCUGCAUCCCUUUCUUUCCUCCGGAUCAAUGAAUGUCCUUUGCUGAAGAAAAGUUGUCAAAGGAAAAAGGGAAAAGAAUGGCGCAAGAUUGCUCACAUUGACUGCGUGAUGAUCGAUGAAGAAUUGAUUGCAUGAGGAGUCCCCCACCUCCUGUUCCUAUGUUCAGACAACAGAUGGAUAGUGAAAUUAACUCAGGUUUUACAGUUAGAAAUUACGAUGCUGUCUGUACAAAGCAGGAGGUGCUCUACAAUUCUAAAGGUUUGUUCAGGUACGCCUUUUCCACCCAUCUCUUGGGGGCUUGGAAAUGUAUUGUGUCACAACUGAGGGGAUUUG